Molecule: messenger RNA, 981 nt
Organism: Mastomys coucha (southern multimammate mouse)
Lineage: Eukaryota; Metazoa; Chordata; Mammalia; Rodentia; Muridae
Gene: Mogat3
Product: monoacylglycerol O-acyltransferase 3
Exons: 6
Coding region: 1-981 (326 amino acids)
Biological process (GO): diacylglycerol biosynthetic process; triglyceride biosynthetic process
Cellular component (GO): endoplasmic reticulum membrane
Molecular function (GO): diacylglycerol O-acyltransferase activity
Source: RefSeq, a predicted model, not a curated record
AUGGAAAGUGCCUCCAGGCCGCUGCACCGGAGUCUUCAAGUGUUUGCUGUGCUUCAGUGGGUCUUUUCCUUCUUGGGACUUGCCCCGCUGUGCCUGGUGACAUUGAUUCUAGCCUCCCUAGGCAGGGCUUGGACCCUUGUGGUCCUCUACCUGCUCUGGCUGUAUCGAGACAGACACACGCCCAGGAUGGGGGGUCGCCGGUCUGCUUGGGUCCGCAACUGGGCAGUCUGGAGGCAUUUCCGAGACUACUUUCCCAUCACGCUCGUUAAAACGGCCGAGUUGAAUCCAUCCCAAAACUACCUUUUUGGUUUUCAUCCUCACGGGGUCCUGGUUGUUGGGGCCUUCAGCAACUUCUGUACAGAGGCCACAGGCUUCUCCCGUCUCUUUCCGGGUCUCAAGCCACAUCUACUCAUGCUACCAUGUUGGUUCCAAAUGCCUCUCUUCCGAGAUUACAUUAUGACCAGUGGGUUAGUCUCUUCUGACAAGGCUAGCGCUUCCUAUCUCUUGUCCCACCCUGAGGGUGGCCGGGUGGCCGUUCUGGCUGUGGGAGGUCCCCUGGAGGCUUUGGAGGCAAAGCCUGGAACAGUGAGUUUGCGGCUCCGGCAUCAGAAAGGAUUCAUUAAGUUAUCACUGGAACACGGGGCCUCUCUCGUGCCGGUCUUCUCCUUUGGAGAGAAUGACCUCUUCCAGCAGUUUCCCAACCCGCCAGGCUCCUGGAUACGGAGGAUGCAAGAGGCACUUCAGACGAUACUGAAUGUGGCCCUGCCUCUCUUCCAUGGUCGCCUGGGUCUCCUGAUACCGUUCCGUGUGCCCAUCCACACUGUCGUGGGCGCCCCGAUUCCAGUGCCUCGAAGCCCCAGGCCCAGUAGGGAACAGGUGGACCAGCUGCACAAGUUAUAUGUAGAGCGUCUCACGCAGCUGUUUGAGGACCACAAGAUGUGCUAUGGGGUCCCUGCUGAUCAACAUCUUGUCCUGAUCUAG